AUGGCCCUCCAACAAUCCCUGCCGCGCUUUUUGCUGCCGCAACUGAGCUGGAAUGCACCCGUGCGCCAAGCCCACGCAAAGCCGAUGCUUUUCCGCCUCGCCGCGACCGCGGCCGCCUUUUCUACAAGCACAACAACGGGCCCCCGCUGCCGCCCACAGACACAGACACAGACAAGGCAUUCGCCAAGCCCAGUCUGCAAGGCGUCCACAGGACCGCCCUCCUCCCCUCUGGCCCGCCGCGCGUUCCACGCCGCAGCGGUGCGCCGCCGCGACCACCACUUUGACACGCUCAAGUUUGUGCAGCGGCUGCAGGACGACGGCUUCACCGAGGACCAGUCGGUGGCCAUGAUGAAGGUGCUCAACGACGUCAUUGAGGAGAGCAUCCAGAACCUGACGCGGACCAUGGUGCUGCGGGAGGACGCGGCCAAGGCGACGUACACGCAGAAAGUGGACUUUGCCAAGCUGCGGAGCGAGCUGCUGUCGGCCGACAGCACCGAGACGAACACGACGCGGGCGGCGCACGAGCGGCUGGCCAACGACCUGGCCAAGUUCAACAGCCGGCUGCGCGACGAGGUGGGCCGGACCCAGGCGAGCGUGCGGCUGGACCUGAACCUGGAAAAGGGGCGCAUCCGGGAGGAGGCGCUGGGCCAAGAGCUCAAGGUCAAAGAGACGGAGACGAAAAUCGAGCAAGAGGUGGCGGCCCUGCGGCAGCAGCUGGAGCAGGUCAAGUUCCAGACGCUGCAGUGGCUGAUGGGUGUGUGCACGGGCUUCGCGGCCUUGAUGUUGGGUGCGUGGCGUUUGUUGAUGUAA
Sporothrix brasiliensis 5110 is the source of this 810-nucleotide messenger RNA. Its product is annotated as mitochondrial protein FMP32. The record is from RefSeq and is a predicted model, not a curated record. NCBI's taxonomy places the organism in Eukaryota, Fungi, Ascomycota, Sordariomycetes, Ophiostomatales, Ophiostomataceae. The transcript has a single exon. Bases 1 to 810 code for a protein of 269 amino acids. Gene Ontology annotation, cellular component: mitochondrion.